CAUAUGUUCACUUUGAAUUCUAACCCUGGGAUCAAAUCCUUUAGGCCCAGAUGGAAGCAGCCUUCCAAGCACGGCAGGAGGCGGCAGAGGAGAGGUGGAGGGCCGAGCGGGACGACAUCCAGCAAAAAUUGGAUCAAGCUCUAACAUUUAUGCAAAGCCUGGGCUCGGCGAUGGGUGUUUUGCCUCCACAAUUCCCUCCGGCCCCACUUGUUCGUCGUGCAGAAACUCCUCCUACCAAUCAGUCGGUGGCAUCCAAUGAUGGGCCAGUGAAUCCUGACUUCUCGCCUCAGGUGCAGCAGACUCAGCAGCCUCAGCAGUUUGUAUGGCCACCGCCUCAAUGGGUGGCUUGGAUUCAGCAGCAGCAGCAGCCAGGUUGGUCGCAGACGCCUACAUGGCCGCCCCCGCAGAUGUGGCCGCAGCACCCGGCACCGCCGCCACCGCCGUCGGGCCCGUGAGUUAUGUUGUAUGGACUUGUUUUGUACCAUUUUUAUGGAUUUGUUUGAACUUGAUUUGUAUGAACUUGUAUGAACUCGACCAGUACUUGUGGUUCUCGAUGAACGAAACAAGACUUUAUUUGUAUGUGUGUAUCAAAUGCCUGUGAUGCUUAUUCGGAUACAUGGAAUAAUCAUUAUGAUA
Molecule: messenger RNA, 636 nt
Organism: Panicum virgatum (switchgrass)
Lineage: Eukaryota; Viridiplantae; Streptophyta; Magnoliopsida; Poales; Poaceae
Product: endoglucanase A-like
Exons: 2
Coding region: 51-455 (134 amino acids)
Source: RefSeq, a predicted model, not a curated record